Bipolaris sorokiniana ND90Pr is the source of this 2012-nucleotide messenger RNA. RefSeq lists its product as uncharacterized. Lineage: Eukaryota; Fungi; Ascomycota; Dothideomycetes; Pleosporales; Pleosporaceae. The record is from RefSeq and is a predicted model, not a curated record. The coding region runs from base 106 to 1728 and encodes 540 amino acids. The transcript has 2 exons.
CCCGGAUUCCAUAGCCGCGGUUUUUCUAGCUUUCACUCAAGUCGCCCGCCCACCUCCUACUAUUCAAUCAUCCCUACGCUUCCACGCGUCGGAGGGAGAGCAGUCAUGGCCUUUGUCGCUGCCUUGUCCGAUUUCUUUAGUUGCGGUAGGACGAGAAAGGCGCGCGAGCCUCCAUUGGAUCCCAACGACACAACCUCCGAACCUGUCACCAAUGAAACUGAUACACCUACACUUGCGCUCCCACCCAUUGACGAAAAAGCAACUUUGGAUGUCGAUGUCCGCGAACCAGCCGACAAAGGAGGAGAUGCUGGUCGCAUUCCCAGCACCCAACAGCCAGAUGUUCGACCAACGUCUACCAGCCGGCACCAUGAUUCGGCAGAAGAUAAAAUGGACAUGUUCGUAGUACAAGAGAAGGCCAAACCGAGCGCUGGAUGGGUUGUUGAACAACGAGUCCUCGUCACCGCCAUGCCCUCUGCUGUUACGGAAGAAGCAGAGAAGACUGCGUCCGUGCCUGAACCGGAGUUCGAGGCCGCUACCAUCACCCCACCUGUUCGCUGUGCGACUCCUGAACAAGAGCCUUGGAACUCUACACCAGUUGCUCGCUCAGCAACACCUGAGCUUGCGCCUGAACCUGUCCCUGAGCCAGUGGUCUCCAUCGUGACCCCCACCGUCCGACCAGUAACACCUGAGCCGGAACCCGCGGACAUUGUGUCCGUCCGUAGUGCGACGCCCGAGAUUGAGGCCAUCGUUCCCCAACCCGCCAUUCCUGAACCGGAGGAAAUCUCGCUUUCGGCAUCUGAGGAACUGGUGCCAUCUAUCCCGGAACCCGAAAUUGUGGUCCGGCAACUCCCGGCCGCUAGCAAGAGGACUACACCCGUGACCUUCCUCAACAUGCCUCCUGAGGUACGAAACAAAAUCUACGAGCAGAUGAACGAGGAUGGUCCUAUCAGAAUGUGCCGCUCUGACGAUCCUGCCUUGGUGCUUCGUGAUGGUGAAUCUGCGUGUGCGCAGCGCCGUCAAUUCUACAACCUUACUCAAGUGUGCCGGGACAUCCGCAACGAAUUCUUGCCUGUCUACGCGCGCAAGACCGAGUACAUCAUCGACCUGUGGGGCCAGAGGACCAACCUUUCCAAGGUAGAGGCCCUCAAAGCCAAGGUUUCCAUGGAUAUCGAUGCUGCCUGCUUCGACAUGGAGCCCAUUGACCUCCUCCCACUUCUCCGAUGCCUUGUCCGCGCUGGCCGAACCGACUGCCGCUUCACCUCGACCGAGGGCGUUGUAUUCAGGAGCAUUUCAGAAAUCGUCGACGAGCUGAACAAGCUCCUCCCUGCCACCGACGGCAGCAGCAAGAACUGGCUCGAGGCUAUCAAUGGACCCAUGAAGAGGAUCGACCUCCACCUCUUCCCCCACGACGACAUCCGACAGUACUACCGAUUCCGCGGUGCCGAGCCCCUCGUGCGCGUAGUAUACCCAUCCGCCAAGAGCGAGGAAUGGAUGAAGCGGGCCUCCAAGUCGCAAGAGUACGAGGCCUACCUGAGGAAAACCGGUCUCGACAAGUUUGAGAUGCACGUCGUUAUUGGCCAUGCCUCUCGACGAACCACCAACGAGGGCCGUCUGCCUCUUGACUGGCGCAUGAGCUACCAGCUCCGUCAAUCCAUGGACCGCGCUCCCCGCCUGUCCAUGGAGAUUGCAGCAGCCCGCAUGUCGAUUGACCGAUCGCCUCGCCGGUAAAUAUAUUUUUGAUGAAAACUUUAGCGUAAGGGCAUGUUGAUACUUGAUUUCUUUCUGGCGUUUUUCUUCUUCAUGAUUAAGAUUUGAUGUAUGAGUUCAGACGACUACGGUCGCCUAACAGGAUACGAGGGAGGUUCCGGUGCGCACACAUACCCCAAUUUUUAGCUUGUAAUGUUUUUCCAUUAGGGAAGAAGAAGGGAGGAAACGUUGUGAUUUGCGCAAGUGGUGCAUAAGGAACUUUUCCAUGAGCUGAUGGCUUUUGUUGGAAGCUGCUACAGGACCAU